Messenger RNA from Linepithema humile (Argentine ant), 705 nucleotides. RefSeq names its product Regulator of cullins 1a (gene Roc1a). Gene Ontology annotation, molecular function: zinc ion binding; cullin family protein binding; ubiquitin protein ligase activity. Gene Ontology annotation, cellular component: cullin-RING ubiquitin ligase complex; nucleus. The record is from RefSeq and is a predicted model, not a curated record. Lineage: Eukaryota; Metazoa; Arthropoda; Insecta; Hymenoptera; Formicidae. Gene Ontology annotation, biological process: ubiquitin-dependent protein catabolic process; protein ubiquitination.
UCUAACCUGCUGAUUCGGCCGAGCGCUCCAAAAUUUAGAAAUGGCGACAACGAUGGAAAUCGAUGAUGAUGAAUGUGAUUUGCCUACCUCGAGUAGUGGAAAAGGCGAAAAGAAACGUUUUGAAGUGAAAAAGUGGAAUGCAGUGGCACUAUGGGCUUGGGAUAUUGUUGUUGACAAUUGUGCCAUUUGUCGUAAUCACAUCAUGGAUUUAUGCAUUGAAUGUCAAGCCAACCAGGCAUCUGCUACAAGCGAAGAGUGUACAGUGGCUUGGGGUGUUUGCAACCAUGCCUUUCAUUUUCACUGUAUUUCACGUUGGUUGAAAACACGACAAGUUUGUCCGCUUGAUAAUCGUGAAUGGGAAUUUCAAAAGUAUGGUCAUUAAUCAGAAGCACAUAUUUAUACAACUCAGCAUUUUUCAGUCAGCCAUGUUGAGUAUAAUUCUUAAGUAUCCUCGCAAAUUAUUUUUCAUAUGGAAGUAUAAUUGUUAUAUAACAAAAACUCAGUGAGCAAGGGAAAAUAUGAUAUUCCAGUAUUGGAAAUAGUGGAAGAACUUGCACAGUGUCAUAGAUCUUUGUUAUUGAAUAAAAAUUUAAUUUGUAACAAUUAUAUUAUUAAUUCUAAAAUUUCAAGAUUAUAAUUUUCUCUAAACUAUGCAAACUGUAUUUGUAGAUAUAAGUUGAUAUAAUAAAUGAAAAUAAUCAAAUA